ACGCUACGGUUGCUAUUUCCAACCGGCCUAUAAGAAAGUCAUUGGGGGAGGCUAUUGCAGUAGUGGACGUCUUGUGGUUGAUACGAUGAUGAUGAUAAUGACCUCAAACGAUAAUGAAUAAAUGGUACCCCAACCUUUCGCCAAUUUUUGAGAUAGAAUAGGCCCAACCCGUUCAAAACCCCAUUCAAACAGUUACAGACAUGCAAGAAAACAGACAGACAUUUUUGGAGAGAACCAAACCAACUCAAGAUGAAGAAAUGGCCUUAGAAAACAUAUUGGCAAAAUUCCGUCCUCUAGGACCGUACUAUGUGCGAUUCAUGCCAUUUCUGAUGUUCGCUUGUUUCACCAACGGAUUCUACUGCAUGAACUACGUAUUUGCUGUGGGUAUGGUUGAUUAUAGCUGCAAAUACCCAGAAUGUAUGAACACCACAUCAAUGUCAGCAACAGCCCUGAACCUGACACAGGACACGUGUCACAAGUACCAGCUCAGAGAUGACAACGGCAUAUGUUCAGUAAACUGUAGCUUGUCUAUUGUGGAGGAUUGUGAGGAGUGGGAGUAUGAUGACCCUACCAGUUUUGUGGCUGAAUUUCAGCUUGGCUGUCAGGAUUGGAAACGAGCCCUAGUUGGAACAGUGCACAGCUUUGGAUAUAUGCUUGGAUUACUCUUUUUAGGACCAAUCUCUGACAAGAUAGGAAGAAAGAAAAUGAUAGUCUUUACUGGAGUUAUGGGUGGUGUUAUGGGUCUCGCCAGGAGUGUCACUGUGUCCUACUGGACUUACGUAGCAUUUGAGCUCGUUGAAGCAUUCUCUGGAGAUACGUACUCCCCGAAUUAUAUGUUGGGUGUAGAAAUGGUAACCAAAGAAAACCGAGCCUUGUUUGCUCCUUUAAUGAUAGCAUCCAUGUCUAUCUCAGGAAUUAUCAUGGCAUUUGUCGCCUGGUUGGUACCAUACUGGAGGCACUUCUUAAGAGUCAUCUACACCCCAGCUCUGAUUUUCAUUCUCUACGCUUUCUUCCUAGAUGAAAGCGUUAGAUGGCUUCUAAUAAAAGGUAGGAAGAAAGAAGCAAAGAGUAUUUUGAGGAAAGCUGCCAAGAUCAGCCGAGUUCGGAUAGAAGAGACUACACUAGACAAAAUUGAAUGUGAAAAAGGAGAUGGCAGUGUGAAUUUGAUUAGUCUUUUAAAAAUGACGUUUUCAUCAAAGACUUUAUUUCUAAGGUUUCUGGCCUGUGCUUGUGCAUGGAUUACAGCCACUUUUAACAAAUACGGUUUAAUGAUAAACGCCGUAUCUCUAGAAGGAAAUAAGUACGUGAAUUAUGCUCUGACGUCAUUCGCAGACCUACCAGCGAGUCUGUUACUUAUUGUCAUUCUAAUAAGGUUCAAAAGGAAAAAGCCUUUGAUAUUUUCUUUUCUAAUGACUGGGUUCUUUUGUGUCGCCCAGUCUUUCGUGCCGAGAGGCUACCCAAUAAUUUCAACUUCAUUAUUUUUCGUGGGCAAGUUCACUGCGGCUUUAUCAACAGGGACAGUGUACUUGUAUACUACUGAGUUGUUCCCGACUUAUACUAGAAACACGAUGCAUGCUUUGUGCUCUUCCAUUGGAAGAUUUGGUGCUAUUCUUGCACCUCAAACAACUUUGUUGAUCCGUUAUUGGAAAGGGUUCCCAUCACUUAUCAUCGGAGGCUUGUCACUGACUACCGCCCUGAUAGUGAUGAUGAUGCCUGAUACUGCGGAAGACGUGUUACCUGAUACCGUGCAGCAGGCUGAGGCACUUGGUGCUAGACAUAUGAAGGAAGAUAGGAAUGUUUCUGAAUCGUUGUUAUAAGUUGAUCUACAGUUUUUAUAAUAACUAUUAUGAGAUAUACUAAAUUAAAAAAAAAAACAGUAAACCGUUGAAUUUAGUUAAAUAUGAGAAAAGAUUAACGCGGUGACGUCAUGCAGUUCUUCAUCAUGUCCCUCUGUGACUCGAAAUUAGUUGAGCUUUUCUCAAUGUAAUAAACCGUUGUUUUAGCUUAUCUACAGUAUAUAACUGUUAAUGAAAAUGAAUGUUCUUCUCGACUUGUACAUAAAAACUAAUACUCUUCUGCUCUCACCUCUUACUGACUAGAAAAUCAUCCCGUUCCUACUCCUGCUCUUCGACCCGGAGCCCCAGUAACCCGCUAGGUAGUCUGCAGCUCUAUAUUUAUAUGAACGUUAGUGAAUUCUUAAUGAACUCAAGAACAUGUUUAACUUUACAUUUAUGAAUCAUCAAAGAUUAUUUUUACAUUUCUUCAUUCCAUUUCCAUUCAAAUGUUCAAUCAUAUAAAAAUAUUUUCUAACUUUUCCUCAUUAGUCACCAUAUGGCUGAAUAUAGCUAAGACAGAAUGGCUUAAAUAAGAGGAUACUGUCGCUUAAGACCUUAAGAUUAGAGAAAUAUGACUUAGUACAACUGUGAAUUGAAUUGUUAUACAAAAAUAUUUACAUAUCUAGACGAUUAUUGCAUCUACAAUAAUUGACAUGUUGUCAGUGCCAUUAGUACAAGUAUGUUUUACGUUUAACGAGAGUGUGUUCGGCGACCCGAUUGGUUGGUCCAUACGCACUGGCCAAUCAGAACACGGUUUUCAUUUAAGCAGAUUUUCGUUCAACAUAAAGCAAACGCGUAAUACGGGCACAGUAAUAGUUAUAAAAACAACAAUGUUCAAAACAUUAAUCUUCUUGUUUGGUAUUGUACUAAAUAUUUCCUAAAAAAAGAACUCCGAAACAAGUAUUUGUUUUUAAACUUCAUUUUAAUUUUAAUUUCCCUCUUUCUUCUUUUUUUUAUCGAAUAGGGGCAAACGAUUAGACGCAGACUCUUCACCUGAUGGUAAGCGAACAGUGCUGCCCAUGGACACCAGCAACACCAGAGGAAAAAAGGGAGCGUUGCCUGCUUUUAAAAAAAAAUACGCGUUUUUUUUUAAGGUCAAAAUAGAAUAGCAUUUAAUUCUUUUACAAAUUGUAAAAUAGACACUACACAUCUCUUCUUACUAAAAUCCCCUCCUAAUCUAACUCUUAAAAGGCCUCUCCUAAUCUGCGUAAAAAAAAUAAUAAGCUCUAAAUGCUGUCAAGCGAUAAAACAAUACAGUUUCAACUAUGACAAAUGGCAACAACCUUAUGUAUAAGAUUAAAAACACGCAUACAU
Spodoptera frugiperda (fall armyworm) is the source of this 3149-nucleotide messenger RNA. Its product is annotated as organic cation transporter protein-like. Lineage: Eukaryota; Metazoa; Arthropoda; Insecta; Lepidoptera; Noctuidae. The record is from RefSeq and is a predicted model, not a curated record. Gene Ontology annotation, molecular function: transmembrane transporter activity. The transcript has 7 exons. The coding region runs from base 201 to 1817 and encodes 538 amino acids. Gene Ontology annotation, cellular component: membrane. Gene Ontology annotation, biological process: transmembrane transport.